Molecule: messenger RNA, 2837 nt
Organism: Cornus florida
Lineage: Eukaryota; Viridiplantae; Streptophyta; Magnoliopsida; Cornales; Cornaceae
Product: phosphatidylinositol 4-kinase gamma 7-like
Exons: 2
Coding region: 559-2484 (641 amino acids)
Source: RefSeq, a predicted model, not a curated record
UAGUUAAGGGAACAUUCGGAGAAGAGCGAGAAAAUAUAUAGAUAUAGAGAGAGAAAGUGAGAGCACAGAGCACAGAACGAACAAGGAAAAGAGGGUUUCUCUGGCUAGGACUGAAAGAUUUGAAGUAAACAAUCCGUCGAAUCCUUGCCGUUGAACCUUUCCGUUUGUCCCCGAUAAGGACCGUUGUCCUUUUGAAUUUUCGAACGUUGAUCAACGGUUCUUUCAAAAUUUCCCUCUCUGUGUGUGUGCUUCUGUCAGAUCUCUCGGUCUGAUUACCGUCCCGCGUUCUCUGGAUCAUCAGAUGGCCCUCUAGAUGUAGUGACCGUGCUGCCUCUCUUUCUGCCCUUAUUGUUGCCUGCUUUGGCUUCUUCCGUGUUGAUUAUUGGGGGUGGUUUAAAUCCCACUUUGCUGAUUAAUGAUUGUUUGGACAUCAUACAUCUUUCUCAUUGAAUCACAAUCGGCUUCUGAGUUUGGCAUCCUCUUGAGGGAGGGGAAGAAGCUCUCUUCUGCUGCCAUCUCUGUUGUCGGCUGUGGAAAGUCGGUCUUCCUCUUAUUUUCAUGUCUCCCAACUUGGACAGCCCUGUUCAGACCCAGAUGGCAGUGGGAGUCUUCAACAGCCCCCUUAGUGGGGAGUACCAUGGAAACAAGAGGAUGGAAGGAAAAUCUGCGGGUAGGAGACGCGUUUUUGUGCAAACUGAAAAUGGUUGUGUGCUAGGAAUGGAGUUAGAUCGGGGUGAUAAUGCACAUACUGUGAAGAGAAGGCUGCAGAUUGCCCUUAAUGUUUCAACCGAGGAAAGCUCACUGACAUUUGGUGAUAUGGUGUUGAAGAAUGACCUUAGUGCCAUUCGGAAUGAUUCCCCUCUUCUUCUAACACGAAACUUUAUGCAUAGAAGUUCAUCAACUCCGUGUCUCUCACCCACUGGGAGGGAUAUUCAACAAAGAGAUCAGAGUGGUCCGAUCGAAAUAUUAGGCCACUCAGAUAGCUUUGCCAGAACAAAACAACUUGUCAAGGAAAUUGUCAGGGCCAUGAAGAUUGGGGUUGAUCCAAUUCCUGUCCAUAGUGGACUUGGAGGUGCAUACUAUUUUAGAAGCAGCAAAGGUGAGAGUGUUGCCAUUGUAAAGCCUACAGAUGAAGAACCAUUUGCGCCUAACAAUCCAAAAGGGUUUGUGGGUAAAGCUCUUGGGCAACCAGGCUUUAAACGUUCAGUGCGGGUUGGGGAAACAGGGUUCAGGGAAGUUGCCGCUUAUCUUCUUGACUAUGGUCACUUUGCCAAUGUACCGCCCACUGCACUGGUAAAGAUUACUCACUCAAUCUUUAAUGUCAAUAAUGAUGGGGUAAAUGGUAAUAAGCCUAAUGAAAAGAAGCUAGUUAGCAAGAUUGCAUCCUUCCAACAGUUCAUCCCACAUGAUUUUGAUGCCAGCGAUCAUGGGACCUCAAGCUUCCCGGUUGCUGCUGUGCAUCGAAUCGGGAUAUUGGACAUUAGGAUUUUCAACACAGAUAGGCAUGGAGGAAACCUUUUGGUCAAGAAGCUUGAUGGUGUUGGGAGGUUUGGUCAAGUGGAACUCAUUCCAAUUGACCAUGGCCUUUGCCUGCCGGAAUGUUUGGAAGACCCAUACUUUGAGUGGAUCCACUGGCCUCAGGCUUCAAUUCCAUUUUCGGAGGAUGAACUUGCAUACAUUGGAAAUCUUGAUCCUUAUAAGGACUCAGAUAUGCUGCGAAGGGAGCUUCCCAUGAUUCGAGAGGCUUGCCUCCGAGUCUUGGUUCUGUGCACAAUCUUCCUCAAGGAAGCUGCUGCUUUUGGUCUAUGUCUUGCUGAGAUUGGCGAGAUGUUGAGCAGGGAGUUCCGUGGUGGUGAGGAGGAACCUAGUGAGCUUGAGGUUAUUUGUAUUGAGGCAAGAAGGCUGAUAGCUGAGGGGGAGAUGUUAUCUCCCAAGGCUGAAGCAGGAGAUGAGGAGUUUCUAUUCGAUUUAGAUUGUGAAGAACCAGAGUUUGACUUUACCCCCAAAAUGGCUUCUGAUGAUUUUAUGACCCGAGUGCCAUUUCAUUUUGGAUUUGGAAGUGGUAAUGGUCGUUCUCCACUUUUUAAGCUGGAUGAAAGCAUUGAGGAAGAAGAGGAUAGCAAAGGUGAAGAACAAAAGGGAUCCGUUGACGUUCCAGCUCCUGCAAAGAUUGCAACUGUUUCAAAUCUAUCCAUGUCCCUCAAGAAUUUCAGUUUAGGUGAGAAGAGCCAAAAACAUCUGAAAUUCCCAGGAUCAAAACCAGAAAAUGGCUAUGUGGCGAAUUCAUCAUCUGGGCACAAGAGUGCAAAUGAGCAGCUCCCUGCAAGCUUGAGUUUUGUGAAGCUGGCAGACAUGAACGAGGAGGAAUGGACCUUGUUUAUGGAGAAGUUCAAAGCGCUGCUGGACCCAGCAUUUGCCAAGCGCAAGUCUGUGACCCUUGGUCAGAAACAGAUACAGAGGCUUGGGACUUCAUGCAAGUUUUGACAUUUGAGGUAUAACAAUAUAUGGGUAGAAGACAGAAUUGCAAUGACAAAUAAGACUUCAGGUUUGUGGGAGCAAAGGAUUCCUAGGGUAGGCUUGGUUUGUGGAUUUUCUACCCGGAAGGCGUUGUAGUUGCGAGCAACAGUAGGAGCAGUACUGUAAAUAUUCUUGGAGGCAGCUGAGUUAAAGUGCCUAAGUAGAAUUGUUUGCAUUUUUUUAUUGUUGAAGUUUUUAUUUUUCUCCCCCUUUCACUCCUUAUGGACUUGUCUCAUAAAUAAUAUGUAGAACGAAAUUCUAAAAAGAAAAUGCUUAUGUAAAUAUUGAGUUCUGUUUUUUUAUGGAUUUGUUUCGAAGUA